CCUAUUUGUUAGCCAGUCGUAUUUCAGAGAGACGCGCGCGCGGUACUGGCCGGCGGGAACCGGCGCGAGCGGGCCCAUUACUGGUGCGACUACCUAAACGCCCCAAUUUACAAAAUGGCGCAAGUGACGCUGUGCGUUUUGGCGGUAAUUUGUAGCUUGCUGCAUCAAGGGUUGGCGAUAGUUUGCUACCAGUGCAAUAGCCAUAAUGACUCGCGGUGCUUACUGGAUAAACUGCCGGAUUCGCUGCGGCUGCCGUGCAGCGGACCUAAGGACACCAUGUGCAGGAAGAUCACACAGGUGGUAGAGUUCGAGAUGAACGGUAUGCCGCCAGACAGCCGCGUUAUUAGAGGCUGCGGCUGGGAUGAUACCAGCUAUAAGGGUCGUUGCUACCAGCGGUCAGGUUUCGGUGGUAGACAGGAGGUAUGCUCAUGUCUUGAAGACGGCUGUAACUCCGCCACCGUGCCAGUCGGAGCGACCGCCCUAAUGCUACUCACACUCGCCUUGCUUAAGUUUUAAACUUAUAAAUACCAUAAUUACUAAAGUUACCAGAAUCCUAGAAUUAGUUGAUGUCAUUGUAAUUAUCCUGAAUAGCAUGGAUCUGAAGAUAUUAUGCAGAAGAUACGAAUGUUAUUGUUGAAUGGGCUACGAUAAUUACGAUAUGGUAAUUUAAACCCCUAUGUGUUCUUUAAAGAGUUAUAUAGCUAACCAAUUAGCAGAUGUAAAUGUCAAAGAUAGUCUAAUAGGUUAUAAUUAUGUCUAACAAACCUUACCUCGAGUGUUAAUGUUUUGUAGAACGAAAACGAAAUCUUUAUUAGCUUAUAUCGUUGUUUUUGAUCUGUGUACAUUUAUUACAACAUUUUUAAUUUAA
Molecule: messenger RNA, 868 nt
Organism: Papilio polytes (common Mormon)
Lineage: Eukaryota; Metazoa; Arthropoda; Insecta; Lepidoptera; Papilionidae
Exons: 3
Coding region: 115-516 (133 amino acids)
Biological process (GO): regulation of synaptic transmission, cholinergic; sleep; positive regulation of voltage-gated potassium channel activity
Source: RefSeq, a predicted model, not a curated record